Molecule: messenger RNA, 1344 nt
Organism: Aspergillus sclerotioniger CBS 115572
Lineage: Eukaryota; Fungi; Ascomycota; Eurotiomycetes; Eurotiales; Aspergillaceae
Product: putative tetracycline transporter
Exons: 2
Coding region: 1-1344 (447 amino acids)
Biological process (GO): transmembrane transport
Cellular component (GO): brush border membrane
Molecular function (GO): transmembrane transporter activity
Source: RefSeq, a predicted model, not a curated record
AUGGCGGUAGCUGCAGAUCAGCGGAAGAAGAUCCUCAAGGUCUUGAUGACCUCGCUACUCUUGGAUUUGAUAUCCUUCACCUUCAUUCUGCCCCUCUUUCCGUCCCUCCUUACCUUCUACCGCAACCAAGACCCCUCCCCGGACUCGCUUUUGAACCGCGUCUUCCACUAUCUCAAUGCCUACAAGAACUCCUUCGCGAAGCCAAUUGACUCGCGCUAUGAUAUCGUCCUUCUUGGCGGCGCUCUCGGCUCCCUCUUUUCGUUUUUGCAGGCCCUUGCAGCCCCCUUUAUAGGUCGUCUCUCGGACCAGCGUGGCCGCAAGACCGCCCUACUCUACUCCAUGAUCGGCAACACCCUCAGCGUCGCUCUCUGGGUCGCCGCGACCGAUUUCCGCACCUUUCUCGCCAGUCGCAUUGUAGGCGGCCUCAGCGAAGGCAACGUCCAGCUAGCCAAUGCCAUUGCAACCGACAUCAGCGACCCCAGCCAGCGCGGCUCGACCAUGGCCCUGGUGGGCGCCUGCUUCAGCAUCGCCUUCACCUGCGGGCCCGCAUUGGGAGCGGCUCUCUCGAACAUCACCACCGUGGCAGCAAACCCCUUCGCGACCGCAGCUGGCGUUUCCCUUCUGCUCAUCGUCGUUGAAACCACAUACAUCUACUUCUGCCUCCCGGAGACCCAUCCUCGCUUCACCAAGCUCACUCAUACCUCCGCAAAUACCACAAACACCACCACCACCACCCCUACCUCGAAGCCUUCCUCCCCCAAGCGCAAGCAGCAUACCAAUAAACCCGCGGUUUUGAAUUUCAUCCACCUCCUUUUCCUCCUCCCUUUCUCCGGCCUCGAGUUCUCCCUUCCCUUCCUCACUGCCACCUUCUACGCCGGGAGCCAAGCCAGCCCCUCCGCCCUCAAUGGCCGUCUCCUCUCCAUGAUGGGUCUUAUCGCCUCCCUUCUCCAAGGUACCGUGGUGCGCCGUCUCCCCCCACUCGUUACCGUGCGCGCGGGCGUCGUCGCCUGCACCAUCUCCUUCUUCAUGUUGGCGCGCGUCUCCUCGGUUACCGGUCUCUACGCCGCCGGCGGACUCCUCGCCAUCACCAGCGCCACGGUUGUCACCGGCCUGAACAGCCUGGGGAGCUUGGAAGCACAGGAAUCGGACCGCGGAGCAGUCCUGGGCCGCCUUCGAAGCUGGGGACAAGUGGGUCGCGCGGCGGGACCAUUGCUCUUCUGCUCGCUCUUUUGGUGGGUCGGGCGCGAAAUCGCCUAUACCACGGGUGGAAUUGUCAUGGUCACCGUGUGCGUGGCCGUGUUUACGAACCUGAAGUCGCCCUCGAUUGGAAAAGUGAAGGCAUAG